Messenger RNA from Torulaspora globosa, 2580 nucleotides. It is a transcript of the gene PPR1, whose product is annotated as Ppr1p. The coding region runs from base 1 to 2580 and encodes 859 amino acids. The record is from RefSeq and is a predicted model, not a curated record. The transcript has a single exon. Gene Ontology annotation, biological process: DNA-templated transcription; positive regulation of transcription by RNA polymerase II. Gene Ontology annotation, molecular function: DNA-binding transcription factor activity, RNA polymerase II-specific; zinc ion binding; sequence-specific DNA binding. Lineage: Eukaryota; Fungi; Ascomycota; Saccharomycetes; Saccharomycetales; Saccharomycetaceae.
AUGGCUGAGGGUGACAAGAAGUCUGUUAAUUCAAGAAAGAGACCGUCCUCUGCGGUCACAGGAAUAACGAAAUCUAUCUCUGCAUGCAAGAGAUGUCGCUUGAAGAAGAUAAGAUGUGAUCAAGAGUUCCCUAGCUGUGUCAAAUGCGCCAAGGCAGGCGAACCAUGCGUUUCUCUGGAUCCUGCUACUGGAAGAGAUGUUCCUCGGUCUUAUGUGAUAUUUCUGGAAGAUAGACUUACAGCAAUGAUGAAGAAGCUGAAAGAAUGUGGAGUCGAUCCUACUCAAGUCCAAGGAAACAUGCCCGCGACGAGCAGUGACAAUCCAAUUAACCUCGAUCUUUACGAAGAGACAUUACGGCAGGAGCAUGAAAUGCCGCACGAUAAUGUAUUCGCAGCAUACCUGAUCAAUAAGGCAACCUCCAUGCAGAGAGGCGUGAGUGCUUCGUCGGAUGUGGUGGGAGAAAGACCCAAAUCAGAUGUAACGAUAGAUGCCCCUUCGUCUGAAGGGCUUGUUCAUCAGCUUAAUGAACUUGAUGAGCCCGAUAAAAGUGUCGCUGCACUGGGAGCGAUGAAGAGUAACGCCUCAAACUCAUACCUUGGAGACUCUUCUGGUAUUCCGUUUGCAAAGCUUGUUUUUACGGCAGUGAAUUUCAGACCUGACCUAGUUGGAGACGAUAGUGAUGAGGAGAUCAAGCAGAGAAAUGGGAGAUAUGCCGAGUAUAAUGCAUCUGAAUCCUCAGGAAAUUUCGAUCCCGUUUGGUUGCCUUCACGCAACGCCGCUGAGACUUUGAUUUCUCGCUAUUUCGUCGAGAGCAACUCGCAGUUACCAGUAUUACAUCGAGAGUAUUUUCUAAAGAAAUAUUAUGAACCUAUCUACGGGCCUUGGGAUCCAGAUCUAUCGAUUGCCUCUGAUCAUACCAAGAUCAACACUUCGUUUAAGCUUCCCAAGAGAACCUCUGAAGAUUGUCCAGCUAAUAAUGGCAAGCAUAUUGAUGAACAAGCAGGUGAGCACCGUCCAUGGUAUGAUGUCCUGAACAAUUCAGAAAAAGUUGCAGAUUCAAAGGUAGAAGUUCUUGAAGAGUAUUGCCUGCCGUACUUUUUCCUGAACAUGGUAUUUGCCAUUGGAGAGUCUGUGACAGUUCUGCAAUCGGAUAUACAUGACGUCGUCACUUUCAAGAGAAGAGCGAUGCAUUUUUCGAAAGCACUUUACGGCUCCCCAGAUCGGAUGGAAGUACUUGCCGGUACCAUAUUGAUUGCAAUUUAUUCCUUGAUGAGACCUAAUGUGCCGGGAGUUUGGUAUACAAUGGGCUCAGUGUUGAGAUUAACUGUCGACUUAGGUCUUCAUGCCGAGAAGCUAAACAAAAAUUAUGACCCCUUCACCAGAGAGUUGCGAAGAAGGCUUUUCUGGUGCGUCUAUUCUCUGGAUAGGCAGAUAUGCAUAUAUUUUGGUCGCCCUUUUGGAAUACCGGAGGAAAAUGUCACUGCGCAGUAUCCAAGUGUCCUUGAUGAUGCCUUGAUAACCACUUCCAACGACGAUAUUAGUGACUAUUCCAAGGUGAAGACGUCAAUAUCAACGCCCAAAGUUAUUGCGCUAGCGAUGUUUAAAAUACGAAGAAUUCAAGCCAGUAUUGUUCAAGUUUUAUAUGCGCAGCAUGGAGAAGUCCCAAGAAGGUUUGCUGACUUAGAAUUCUGGAGGUCUUACAUGCACGAGAUAAUAGACAAAUGGUUUGAAAGAGAGGUUCCAAGAACUCACAAGAAGAUGAAUUGCAAGUUUACUACGGAAUUCUUCAGUUUGAACUACUUCGUUACAAAGUGCAUGCUUUAUGGACUUUCACCGAAAAACCUAGCUUUAAGUGACAGAGACUUUGAGAUUGUCUAUGACGCUACGAAGGGAACUAUUGAGACGUAUGACAUACUCUGUACCAAACAAAAGAUCAAUUAUACGUGGGUAGCUGUCCAUAACAUAUUCAUGGCAGGUAUGACGUAUCUCUACGUCGUCUAUUACUCUGAUAAGGGAUUACGGGAGGGCCGACAAGCUGUAAAACUGCGAACUACAGCCAUCUUGAAGGUUCUCAAGGAAUUAAUUGGCUCCUGUGAAGCGGCCAAAAGCUGUUUCAUCAUCUACAAGGUGUUAUCGUCCGCCGUAAUAAAACUUAAGUUCAAUGGAAAUCAGCAGCGCUCAGGCGAAACACAGUCUCGGGAGCAAAACUUACCACUCAUUGAUUCAAAUGCGACCAAGCCGGAGCCUGCAGCUAGGUUUUUCUCAGACAGGGCCACGAGAAACUUAAAUAUCAAGGAAGAACCGCUAAAUUUUGAUAAUUCACUGGACCAAUUCUUUAACGAAUUGGAGAAGGUGGCUUCAGCUUCUGAAAAUGAAUCAAGUGUAGGCCAAUUAUCGAAUGUUAACUCACCAAAUAUAGGUGAUCGUCAGGAUAGGACCGAUAAACAGAAUGACAGUUCUUUUACGGCAAAAGACGGACAACGUUUGAUAGAUAUGAUAUCUCAAGUGACUACCGAGUCUAUAUGGGACGAAUUGUUUGGCAAGAGCAUGAACAAUGAAGCUUUUGCAAGUACUGACUAG